UUGGGCGGAGCCCGACCUUGCCUUCCUCUUCGAUCUAGCCAGGUUCUACUGUUUUUCUACUGUAUUUCUCCAGCUUUCUUUACAGUAACAUAGACAAUGGCUGUAAAUCCUCAAGAUUUCGAGCAGUUUACCCUGAGACAAAUUCGCAUCACGGGGAAUGAGUUUGGACGUGGUUCCCACGCUGUUGUCGUGGAAAUAGAGUAUCGAGGACUGAAAUGUGCCGGCAAGAAGCUUCACCGAGUUCUCUAUGAGACUAGAAUCGGGCAUACAGCACAAAGGUAUCUGGAGGAGUGUCACCUGCUCAGUCAAAUUAGGCACCCCAACAUUAUCCAGUUUCUGGGAGUCUGUUUUGAGGAAGGCUCUCAGUUCCCAAUCCUAGUCAUGGAGUUCCUCCCCACCAACUUGACCCGCUGUCUCGACCGCUACGGUAUUUUCCCCGAUGAGAUUAACUUCUCCAUCCUCCAUGAUGUCUCACUGGGGCUGGCCUACCUCCAUGGCCAAACACCAGUCAUUAUGCACAGAGACAUCUCAGCCAACAAUGUCCUCUUGUCCACUAACAUGACGGCCAAGAUAUGUGAUCUGGGGGUUGCUCGAAUAUUGAACCUUCAAGUGAGUCGAAUGAUGGAGACCCCUGGCACCCCAUCGUACAUGCCCCCCGAAGUGAUGAUUGCCGACCCCCACUAUGACACCAGUGUGGAUGUUUUCUCCUUUGGGAUCAUGAUGAUUCACACCUUCACAGCAGAGUGGCCACUACCAAAGAUCGGCCCCAACAGAAUCGAUCCUGCUAAUCCUGACAGACUGAUACCAGUGACGGAAGCUGAACGACGUGAAGAGUUUCUUCGAAAGAUUCCGCCAGAUCACCCUCUGAUGGACCUCAUCAUGCGCUGUCUCAGCAACAACCCUCAGCAAAGGCCUAAAACAGCGGAGAUAGUGGGUCGGGUGGUGGGUGUGGUACUUGAACACCCUCCCUCCUUUGAGAACAGAGUGGAGAUGCUCCAGCGAGUGAGUGCCCUACUGACAGAGAAAAGGGAGCUUGAGGAAGAGAUUGUGAGGAAGAACUCGGCAAUCGAGAAGAAAGCAAUCGAGAACGAGGCACUGGCGGAGGAUAAAAGACGGCAAAAGGAGGAGAGUAAAAACGCUGUGGAGCGUAUGCAGCUGGCACACGUAGUGAAAAUUAAUCAACUCAAACUGGAAUACGAUGAACUCACGUCAUCUGGAAAUACUGCCCAUUCCAAUCCAGACCCCAAAUUCAACAUUGUUGUGUAUGGUAUCAAGGAAUCACCGAAUGGUACCUCAAGGCAAAAUCGAAUGUCGUAUGAUAGCCAGGAAGUCUUCGAUGUUCUUGAAACUGUCGACAGCGCCAUCACAGUUCAAUCAAUUCGUGACUGCUUUAGAAUAGGGAAGUACUCAAAUGGUAAACAAAGACCAAUACUUGUGAAGAUGUCUCGCUCCCGUGAAGUACAAUCAAUCUUAGCUAAGCACAGAAGUCUACCACAAAAACCGUCAAUUUCGAUUAAGCCUGAAAUGUCGUUUAAAGAGAGAGCUGUCGAGAAAAUCCUUCUUAAGAAGCGCUGGGAGUUAAUGGGCGAAGGAGUCGAGAAAGGAACGAUAAAAAUUAAACGUAAAACUCUAUUUGUAUGUAACAAAAGGCACGGGUUCGUAAAUGGAUCUGUAUAUAUGUUGUGCAAUCGAACUAAUGACAACGAAAACGAUGAAAAUACACCCCUCGUCAGGCCGAUCUAGACCACACAGGUACAGACAGCCAAAUUUCCCCUGAUAAGACUGCAAAAGUUUAAACAGUAGAAAAACAGUAGAUCUUAGAAAUAUUUUUUAUAAAAAGCAGGUUUAAAGUGGUCAGGCCAACAUUCAGGCCAACUUACAAUUUUGUAAGUUGGCCUGACCACUUUAAACCUUUGCUACGCCCCUGUGAGCAGAGAAGGUUAUAUAGAGCACCAUUAAUUAAUCUGUUUCUCUUUAGCGUUCUCUAGCUCUUAUUUACACUGAUAAGCUUUACCAUUCUCACCUUUGUCAAAGAAUACCUUUGAGGUCACCCCAAAGGAAUUAUUCUAUCACAUGAAUGAACGGGUUUAUAAUGAUGCGUGUCCAACCUCCUCUGUCAACAAAAAUAGUCCUAUAUUUUGAAUCUUGUUUUUUAUAGUAGUUCAGCAUGGCAUCAUGGCUGUCUUCCAGACAGUUAUUUUGCAUCAGGAUUGGCUACGCACGCUGCAUAACACCACUCUGUCAAAACUUUCUGGGGAGAACCUGGCCUGUGUAUAAUUAUUGUGUGUAAAUUUCAACUAUAGAUAGCAAAUACAAAAAAGAGGCUUCGUAGUCCUAUAGUUUAUGAGAUAUUACAUGUAAUUCGCCAAAUUUACCCGGUAUAAUUAUACGGUAAUUGUGA
This is a messenger RNA of Halichondria panicea, 2401 nucleotides long. Its product is annotated as cyclin-dependent kinase-like 2. The coding region runs from base 97 to 1743 and encodes 548 amino acids. The record is from RefSeq and is a predicted model, not a curated record. Gene Ontology annotation, biological process: protein phosphorylation. Lineage: Eukaryota; Metazoa; Porifera; Demospongiae; Suberitida; Halichondriidae. The transcript has 2 exons. Gene Ontology annotation, molecular function: ATP binding; protein serine/threonine kinase activity.